This is a messenger RNA of Drosophila virilis, 8759 nucleotides long. It is a transcript of the gene Not1, whose product is annotated as CCR4-NOT transcription complex subunit 1. Gene Ontology annotation, molecular function: molecular adaptor activity. Lineage: Eukaryota; Metazoa; Arthropoda; Insecta; Diptera; Drosophilidae. Gene Ontology annotation, cellular component: CCR4-NOT core complex; P-body. The record is from RefSeq and is a predicted model, not a curated record. Gene Ontology annotation, biological process: nuclear-transcribed mRNA catabolic process, deadenylation-dependent decay; negative regulation of translation.
UCUCUAAUUGUGGAACAGACACGAACAAAAUGAAAGCGAUCGAAUAGCGAUUAAAUUAAUCCAAAUUAAGCGUAAAAAGAAAAACAAUUUAAAUUUCGACAUUAAUUAACCAACUUGGGCAGUACACAGGAAAUUUUCAGUGUUUUUUCAAGCGACAAAACCGUGGGUAAAACUAGCUGCAUUAACGAAUCAAAGUCAAUUUCUUUGUGCCCAGUGCAUGUGUGUGCGUGUGUGUACGUACGUGCGAUUCAUUCAUUUCCAUUACGUGUGUGCUGGCAAAAUUUGGACGGAAUAAAAGUUACCCAAAUAGCAGCAACAGCUCUUCGAUGACUUGUGCAAUUUUGUUGUUGUCUAAAUUGUCAAAAUAGAUGCGAGCAAUGUAGAGCUGCUGCUGGCCCCUACGAAGGGGGGCCUCAGCCAAGUGCCAUGAAAUAGGAAAACAUUUAUUUUAAACAUAUUUAAAAGAACGUGAUAUACUAAAUAUAUUGAUAUUUGCGGCGCAAUAUUAAAAGCGAAAAAACGCAUCACAAUUUGCGUUUACGUCUGAAGAAGAAGCAACAAAUACGUCAAGCACAAAUACCAAUACAAAGACAAUUUAAACGUAUUGGUAAAUGCGUAUGUGAAGGUACAUAAUAUACGUAUGAAAAGUAUUUGCGACAAAUUUCGGCGUUAUCAACACCAACACCACCCACCAGAAGCGCACAGUCGUUAGAAACAGCGAAACGUAGAGUAACCAAAAAAAAAAAAAAAAAAAAAAAACAAUAAUAAUAAAAAAGAAACGAAAAGAAAAAGCUCACCGAACACAGAACCAACUAAUUUGAUACGUAGAAUUAUGAACGUAGAGAACCAAUUGAAGACGCCGCUAACGCAGAUUCGUAAUUUGGUCAAACACGUGAACAAGCGAAAUUUUAAUGAGAGCAGCGAGCAAAUAAAGCAGUUUAUCCAAGAUUACGGCCUCGAAGCGGAUCGUAGCUGUCUGCGAUAUCUGUUCACGGUACUUAACUUGAACGAUCCGGCACCGAACGUCACCGCGCAGCUGCAGGCGAAGCUUCUCGGCGCGCACUUGCAGCGGCAACUGCAGUGCUCCUCGUUUGUGACCAACAUAUGCCUCGCCUUCGACCAGCAUUUUGCCAAGCAUAAGAGUCUGAAGCCAUUAGCACUUGCCGAUCUCGUUGGACAGGUGGCCAAGCUAACUGGCAUUAACAAACUUUGCGAGUGCAUCUUUGCGCUAGCGGUGACCCACAGCUCCCAUCCGGAGCUACGCCAGAGCGCACGUGAGAAUCUGCGCGGCUCGCUGCCCGAUCUGCUCGAUUCAUAUCUGGGCCAAAAUUCAGCUGCCGCAACUGCAGCUGCGAGUGGUCUGCACGAGAUCUCCUUUGAUCUGUUGCAGUAUUUGUUGUGCUGCCUGAGUGAGUACGUGAGCCCGCAGCUGGAGGCACAGUUUUUGAAUAAGCUGCGCGAGGAGUUUCCGCGUGAGGCGGUGCCAUUGGUUCUAGCCCCGCUUUUGUACCGUAGCCCAACGACGGCGACGACGACGACGGCGACGGCAGCCAAAUCGAACGAACCAACUGAUGCAGAGGAGGAAACGACGAACACGAACACGACGAACACCAGCAGCUGGAGCAGCUCAAAUGCAGAUAAUCUGAAUGAAGUUGGCAUUGAGGAUAUCUAUGACCAUUUAUGCGAGAUAAUAUUUACAAAUCAGGGCAAAAAUAAUAUUAUGGACACAUCUUGGAUUAAUUUAAUCCUUGAAAUCGGUUAUGAAUUUACAUCGAGCGUUGAAGAUUGCAAAAAUCAUUUGUGUUGCGGCGCUGGCGGCUCCCGAGAACUGCAGCCCAAAGAUGUUGCCAAAAUUGUUGGACUCAUGUGCCGCCGGCACUCGUCGCUGCUCGAUUGCAAUGUAAAUCUACCGACACCGGCGAAUUUCUGGCCCGGACAGGGACAACAGGCUGCUGGCAGCAGCAGCUCCAACGCUUCACAAACCGCACAACAGAAUUCUAGCAGCAACAACAACAACGAUGGCAGCAGCGAAACCAGCAGCGCUGCCAGCGAGAAGAAGGACAAAAAGGAUACAACAGACGCAACACAAACAUGGAAGCCGGAUGUGUUUGUACAGGCGCUCAAGGAGCUGGUGCCGCAGCUCAACUGGAAGGAGGUCUGCAUGGAGCUCGAUCAUCCCGAGUUUGUGCUGAAGGAUCGCAUCGGCUUGGAUCUGCUGCUAACCAUCCUAAGAUUGGCCACGCAAUCGAAUCUGUUUCCGCAACCGGAAUGCAUUUACCGCCAUUGGGCUAACACCGAGGGUCAAUUGUCGCUGAUAACGACCAUGCUGAAGAAUCCGGAUCUGUUCUCCUUUGCCGACUACGUGUUCAGUCAGCCGGCGUUGGAUGUGCUGAAAACGCCGCCCGAUGCUGAGAAUAAGGAGAUAGCUGCAUGGAAAUCGCUGCAUCUGGUUGAGGUGUUGCUCUCUAUUGCGGACAAGGGCUACUUUAGUCAGGUGCACGAGCUAUUCAAAUUUCCGGCACAAAAUUGUCCCGAUGUGCUGUUUCUGGCUCUGCUGCACAUAAAUCCGCCGUUGACACCAUUGCGCCAGGAUCUGUUCAAUCAGCUAAUACCCACGUUUCUGGGCAAUCAUCCCAAUUCGAAUGUGAUAUUGGCCAGCGCCUGGAGCUCCACCAAUUUUCAACUGCGGCCGAGCAUCAUGAACGCCAUGUCUGAGUGGUAUUUGCGCGGCAACGAAUUCGAUCAGGGCAAAUUGUCGCGCAUUCUCGAUGUUGCACAGGAUCUGAAGGCGCUCUCCUCGCUGCUCAAUGCUCGCUCGCAUCUGUUUAUCAUCGAUUUGGCCUGUCUGGCAUCGCGCCGCGAGUACUUGAAGCUGGAGAAAUGGCUGAGCGACAAGAUACGCGACCAUGGCGAGAUCUUCAUACAGGCCAUGAUCAAGGUGCUGCAACGCCGCUGUCCGCAGGUGACCAACUCGAAACUGCCCGAGGAUCAGCUGCCGCCCAAGCAGGCGCAACUGUUGCCCGAAACCGUGACCACAAUGAUUAACUGCCUUCAAGCUUGCAUCAAUACUUGCAUACAGCCGGAGACGGCCGAAAUGAUUAUGCAAAUGGCCAGCAAUGUGGCCAUAAUGGCUAGCAAGGCGCGCGCCGCACAGCAGCAGCAGCAGCAGCAACAACAACAACAACAACAGCAGCAGCAGCAACAACAGCAACAGGCUGGCGGUCCGCAGGGCCUGGUGCCGCCGCCGCCAAGUAUUUUGCGUGGACAUCGCGGCAUGGAUUUGCCAGGCGGCGGCAUUGUGCCCGGCUCGGUGCCGCCACCGCCGCAGCCACAGCAACCCUUCUCGGGCAAUCUGAAUGCACAGCAAAUGUUUGGACCGGGCGGCGGCAUGGAUCCGCUGACCAACAUGUCCAACAAUCUGGCGGGCCUCAAUCUGGGCGGUCCCAAUGGAGCUUUCAACUUUGGCAACAUGCUGAAUAACUUGGUUUCUACUCCAGCAUCUCCGUCGCGCCUCAUGAAUCCCGGCGCCAACCCCUAUCCGCCCAUUCCAAUACAAAUCCCAGCGCCGCCGCCGCCAAAUGUGGGCAAUCUGGGCCGUAUGCUGCCAGCUGGACCGCAACCAACGCCAACGCCACCGAAUCCCAAUAAUCCGGUCAUGGCCGAUCUACAGAUGCCCGUUUCCAAGGAGGUCGAGGAUGAGGCGAACUCAUACUUUCAGCGCAUCUAUAAUCAUCAGCCGAAUCCGACACUGUCCAUUGACGAGGUGCUCGACAUACUGCAGCGCUUCAAGGAGUCCAGCCACCGGCGCGAACAGGAGGUCUUCCUUUGCAUGCUGCGCAACCUGUUCGAGGAGUAUCGCUUCUUCUCCCACUAUCCGGAGAAGGAGCUGCAAAUAACCGCUCAGCUCUUUGGCGGCAUCAUUGAUCGCAAUCUGGUGCCCACAUUCGUGGCACUCGGGCUCUCGCUGCGCUGCGUUCUCGACGCACUGCGCAAACCGGAGGGCUCCAAGCUCUACUAUUUUGGCGUGACGGCACUCGAUCGCUUCAAGACACGCCUGCACACCUACAACAAAUACUGCGAGCACAUACGCUCCAUACCGCAUUUCAGCGACUUUCCGCAGCAUCUCAUCCAGUACGUGGAGUUCGGCAUGCAUGGUCAGGAGCCGCCGCCACAGAAACUGAUCGGCCUAAGCAACACCAUACCAACCUCGGCCAUUGCCCAGGGCGCCACGGAGCCGCUGUACCGCGCCAACUCAAUGCCCGGCAAUAUGGCAGCUGCUCCGAAUGUACAGAAGCAGCCCGUUGUAGUGUCGCAUGCCACGCGUAUGAAAUCGAUUGCAAAUGCGACCAACAUUGAUACACUGCUCGUGGCCAAGCAGGAGGAGAAGGUGACGGUGCCCCCGGAGCCGGUGCAGGACAAGACGGCGUUCAUAUUCAACAAUCUCAGCCAGUUGAAUAUACCGCAAAAAUGCGAGGAGAUCAAAGAGAUCAUGACCAAAGAGUAUUGGCCCUGGCUGGCGCAAUAUCUUGUGCUGAAGCGCGCCUCGAUGGAGUUUAACUUUCAUACGCUCUACUACAAUUUUCUGGAUGCGCUCAAGAACGUGGAGAUCAAUCGGUAUGUGACCAAGGAGACGCUGCGCAACAUUAAGGUUCUGCUGCGCUCCGAUAAGGGUGUCAUCAAUUUCUCGGAUCGCAGCCUGCUCAAGAAUCUCGGCCAUUGGCUGGGCAUGAUGACGCUGGGUCGCAAUCGGCCCAUUUUACAGCUGGAUCUUGACCUGAAGUCGCUGCUGGCCGAGGCCUAUCACAAGGGCCAGCAGGAGCUGUUGUUUGUGGUGCCAUUUGUGGCCAAAAUAUUGGAAUCAUCCGCUAAAUCGCGCAUUUUCAAAUCUCCCAAUCCCUGGACCAUGGGCAUUAUGUAUGUGCUCGGCGAGCUGCAUCAGGAACCCGAUCUCAAGCUGAACCUUAAGUUCGAAAUCGAGGUGCUCUGCAAGACGCUCAAUCUGGAACUGGAGAAGCUCAAACCUGUCAUCUACCUGAAGGAUCCAACACGGGCGCUGCUCAUCGAACAGCAAAUGUCACAGCCAAAGCCCAAGGUGGUCGAGCCGCCGCCCCAGCAGCAGCAGCAACAUCAACAGCAGCAACAGCAACAGGCGCAGCAGCAACAACAACAGGCGCAACAGCAGCAACAACAACAACAACAACAACAGGCGCAGCAGCAGCAACAACAACCAGCACAGCCGCAGCCACCGUCAGCUGAGGUAGAUCCGCAGGCGAUGCUGAUGAACAACAACAACAACUCGAAUGCACCCGGUUCCGUUUCAUCGCCCAACUUGCCCACAGAUCCCAGCCAGGUUGUGCUGCCGCCGCCGGAGCCGCGUUACUCCUAUGUCGAGGUGAAUGUGAACAAUUUCCAGUUGAUUGCCCAGCAGCUGGUGUUGCCACCGAAUAUACCCUUCCUGCACGCCAAUCCGGGCAUCAAGCACAUUGUGGUGAAUGCCAUUGAGCGCACAAUUACCGACUGGCUGCAGCCGGUUGUAGAUCGUAGCAUACGCAUUGCGUGCGCCACCACCGAACAGAUUAUACGCAAGGAUUUCGCAUUGGAUGCGGACGAGAAUCGCAUGCGCACCGCCGCCCAUCAGAUGGUGCGCAAUCUGGCCGCCGGCAUGGCCAUGAUAACCGGCAAGGAUGAGAUCGCCCGGGCUAUUAGCCAGAAUCUGCACAAGGCCUUCAUGGCUGCGCUGACGGGCGUGCAGAGCAUGGCCGAUAUGCAGGCCGCCUCAAUGCAGCUGGCCAAUGAGAAUGUGGAGCUCGUUUGUGCGUUCAUACAGAAGACAUCCGCUGAGAAGUCGGCGCUCGAGAUCGAUCGACGUUUGUCGACGGACUUUGAGACGAGGAAAAUCGCACGCGAAGAGGGCAGCCGAUUUGUCGAUGCACAAAUCUUGAGCUAUCAGCAGGAGCGCCUGCCGGAGCCAGUGCGUCUCAAGGUGGGCCCAGCGCCGCCAACACUUUACGCCGUCUAUUCGGAGUUUGCGCGCAGCAUUCCCGGCUUCCAGCAGAUGAGCGACCGGGACAUCGCACUGUUUGUGCCCAAGCCGCAGGAUAUACAGCCGCCGAAUGUGUUUGCCAACGAUGAGAGCAGCAUGGUCUAUGCCGAGGUGGCCAACAAAAUGGAAGCGUUCAUGAACACCGCCAUCAAUGUGCCCACCCUUCAGCUGCAGGCCAGCAAGAUGCACAUGCUGCUAAACGCUCUGAUGGCGACGCGUCGCCUGCGCGAUCAGGAGUCGGCGUUCAAUUUGCUGACCCGUGCCGUCGAGGGCCUGACAGAGGGUCUGAUCAACGUGCAGGAUCACAUGGAACAAAUGAAACUCUACCGGGACAUACACUUGCGCAUACUUAGCCUGCUGCACAACAGCUUCGGUGCACCCAACACCGAACGGGCGGUGACCAAAUGCUUCUUUGAUAUACGCGAGGAGGUGCGCUACAAUGUGGAGGCUGCACGCGCUCUCAUCACAUCGCAUUUCGUCAAUCUGAAUCAGUUCGAUGGCAUGCUGCGCGACUGCAUGGAUAAUGGCAACAAUUAUGUGGCCGUCUCCUUUGGCAUUGCGCUUCUCGAGCGCCUCAUCAUGGAGGAUCGGGCCAUUAACAUUGUCUCCGACAAUGAGUUUAUGGCCACCGUCGAGCUGCUCGGCCGGCUCACCCAGCAGCGUCAUCGCUAUCCCGAGUGCAUUGUCAAUGCCAUCGAGACGCUCUGGUCUGGCAAUCUGAAUACCAGCGAUUACGGCUCCUUCAAUCCGGGUGAACGCUAUCUGGCCGGCGCAUCUCAUUACAUACACUCCGGCAUGCAUCAUGUCAGGUCAUGCGACACGGAUGAUCCGCCUGGCCUGCAGGAGAAGACCGAGUUCCUGCUCAAGGAUUGGGUCGCGCUCUACACACAGCAGAAUCAGCUAACGACACGCGAUGCCCGCAAUUUUGGCGCCUUUGUCCAGAAGAUGAACACAUACGGCAUACUGAAGACGGAUGAUUUGAUAACGCGCUUUUUCCGUCAGGCCACGCAAAUCUGCACGGAUGUCGUCUAUCGCAUGUUCGCCGACCCGAGCCUGCCCAUUAACCAGGCCAAGAACAAGAUAUUCCAAUGGAUCGAUGCGUUUGUCCAUCUGAUUGCCAUGCUGGUGCGUCAUUCGGGCGAGGCGGGCAAUCCGACGACCAAGAUCAAUCUGCUCAACAAGGUGCUGGGCAUUGUGCUGGGCACACUGCUCAAGGAUCAUGAGUUGCGCGGCGUUGGAUUCCAACAGGUCGGCUACCAUCGCUUCUUCAUGAUGCUCUUCAUGGAGCUGUGCUCCGCCGACAGUACAUUGGAAUCGUUGAUGCACAGCAUCGUGUCGGCCUUUGCCUACACAUAUCAUCUGCUCAAUCCGAGCGUGGCGCCCGGUUUCUGUUUUGCCUGGCUGGAGCUAAUCUCUCAUCGCGUCUUCCUUGGCCGCAUUCUGGUCCAGAUACCCGGCCAGAAAGGCUGGCCCCUAUACGCCCAGCUGUUGCAGGAUCUCUUCAAAUAUCUCGCUCCAUUCUUGCGCAACACCGAAUUGGGCAAACCCGUCGGCCUCCUAUACAAGGGCACACUGCGCGUCCUGCUCGUGCUCCUGCACGAUUUCCCCGAGUUUCUGUGCGAUUAUCAUUUCGGCUUCUGCGACACAAUACCGCCGAAUUGCGUUCAGAUGCGCAACAUUAUAUUGUCGGCGUUUCCGCGCAAUAUGCGGCUGCCCGAUCCGUUUACGCCCAAUCUAAAGGUGGACAUGCUAUCGGACAGCAGCAAUGCGCCCAAGGUGUGCAGCAGCUAUAUCAUGAACAUACAGCCGCCCAAUUUCAAGAAGGACCUCGACUCGUACUUGAAGGCGCGCGCCCCCGUCACAUUCCUGUCGGAGCUGCGCGGCCAUCUGCAGGUGACCACAGAGCCGGGCACGCGCUACAACAUGACGCUCAUGAAUGCUCUGGUCAUGUAUGUGGGCACCCAGGCCAUUGCAUUGAUCAGAAACAAGAACUUUGUGCCCAACACGUCGAACAUUGCGCACAGCGCCCACAUGGACAUCUUCCAAAACUUGGCUGUGGAUCUGGAUACCGAGGGACGUUAUCUGUUCCUCAAUGCCAUUGCCAAUCAGCUGCGCUAUCCGAACAGUCACACCCACUAUUUCAGCUGUGCGGUAUUGCAUCUGUUCGCCGAGGCCAAUUCAGAGGCCAUACAGGAGCAGAUUACACGCGUCCUGCUCGAGCGCUUGAUUGUUAAUCGUCCGCAUCCGUGGGGCCUGCUGAUCACAUUCAUUGAGCUGAUCAAGAAUCCCAUUUACAAGUUCUGGGAACAUGAUUUCGUGCACUGUGCACCCGAGAUAACCAAGCUAUUCGAAUCGGUCGCCCGCUCCUGCCUGGCCAAGUCGAAUGUUACCCAGCAGCUGAACAUGGCCGUCGAUGGAGCCGAUAGCCAGGAGGUGGUCAACAUUAACUGAGUAAACGCAACGGUCCGACGCUUCAGCCUGGACAUAAAUUUUGUGCCCCAAUGAAACGUAGACAGCAGCAGCAGUAAGAGGAAGAAGCAGCAGUAGGAGGAAGAGAAGGGAGCAGCAGCAGCAGCAACAGCAGCAGCAGUAAGAGGAAAUAGCAGCAGCAGCCGUAGCCGUAGCCACCGCGGCCACCAUAAAAUCAAUUAUAUAUAUAUAUAUACUAACGAGAUGUGUUUAGUUUUUAGUAAAUCGUUUUAAGCAAAAUAUGAAA